ACCAAAGCCCCACAUUUUCCAUUCUCCACCAAUAAAAAAAGAUUCUCCACGCAAACUGAAACAAAAACCAUAAAAUCCAUCAUCAAAGUUACCAAAAUUCCUAAACUCUACAACCAACCAUGUCAUCCGACCACCACCAACAUCUCCUAAACCCAGAACCCGAAACAGCCUAUGACCCAACUGAAAAAGUCCACAUCAUCGGUGUCCGAGAAACCGAAGACGACUACACAACAGCCCCACCUUUUUCAUGGCGAAAGCUCUGGCUAUUCACAGGACCCGGAUUCUUAAUGAGCAUAGCAUUUCUAGAUCCAGGCAACUUAGAAGGCGAUUUACAAGCAGGUGCAAUUGCAGGGUAUUCAUUACUAUGGUUAUUGUUAUGGGCCACUGCAAUUGGGCUACUGGUCCAACUUUUAUCGGCCCGGUUGGGUGUGGCGACAGGGAGACACUUGGCUGAGCUGUGUAGAGAGGAAUAUCCAAAUUGGGCAGGGAAAUUGUUGUGGAUUAUGGCUGAAUUGGCUUUAAUUGGUGCUGAUAUUCAAGAAGUUAUUGGAAGUGCUAUUGCUUUAAAGAUUUUGACUAAUGGUUUUUUGCCACUUUAUGCUGGUGUUCUUAUCACUGCUUUUGAUUGUUUCAUAUUUCUGUUUCUUGAAAACUAUGGUGUGAGGAAGUUAGAAGCCCUUUUCGCCUUUCUCAUAGCGGUCAUGGCAAUUUCAUUUGCAUGGAUGUUUGGUGAAACCAAACCCAAUGCCAAAGAGCUUCUUGUUGGUCUUGUGGUUCCGAAACUCAACUCCAGAACAAUACAACAAGCAGUGGGAGUUGUUGGGUGCAUUAUAAUGCCUCACAAUGUGUUCUUGCAUUCUGCACUUGUACAGUCAAGAGAAGUUGACCCGACAAAAGUGGGUCGAGUCCGUGAAGCUUUAAGAUACUACUCGAUUGAAUCCACUAUAGCACUUGCUAUCUCGUUUGUUAUAAAUCUUUUUGUAACAACUGUAUUUGCCAAGGCGUUUUUUGGUACUGCCAUAGCUGAUACAAUCGGGCUUGGGAAUGCCGGUCAGUUUCUUGAAGAUAGGUUUGGUGGAGGGUUGGUGCCGAUUUUGUAUAUAUGGGCUGUUGGGUUGCUAGCAGCUGGACAGAGUAGUACCAUUACCGGUACUUAUGCUGGUCAGUUUAUUAUGGGCGGUUUUCUUGAUUUGAGAUUGAAGAAAUGGGCUCGGGCCUUAAUCACCAGAAGCUGUGCAAUCGUUCCAACAUUGAUUGUUGCAUUAAUUUUUGAUAGUUCUGAGGACACUUUGGAUGUCUUAAACGAAUGGCUUAAUGUGCUCCAGUCCAUUCAGAUCCCUUUUGCUCUCAUUCCCUUGUUGUGCUUGGUGGCCAAAGAGGAUCUGAUGGGAGUUUUUGCCAUUGGCCCUCUUCUAAAGACAAUCUCGUGGCUUGUGGCUGCUUUGGUGAUAGCAAUAAACGGAUAUCUAUUACAACAGUUUUUUGCAGAAGAAGUAACUGGAGUCACCUUUACUUCUAUAGUAGUCGUUUUCACGGUUGCAUAUGUGGCAUUUGUAGUAUAUCUUAUCUGGCGGAGUGUCACUGUUUCCACAUUUGGUUUCUUUAAGCUGAGAAGCCAAUCAACAUAAUGAGGAACCUUCAAAGUUCAGUAGCAAGACAAGUUCAUUAGUAUAAUUAUAAUUAUAGGAACCAAAAAUCCUUGAAGGUUGGAGUAGCAAAAUGUCAUCGUCCAUUGUGACAAAAUAUUGUAGUCAUUAUUUGGUGUCAUGACUCAUGACAACUUAUAGGCUAAAUGGGAGAUGGGAAAACUGAUCAUAAAUGUAGUAUGAACAGAUCAUUUUCUGUGUAAAUGAUCAUUAGAACAGGGCUUAUUGCCAUUUCGACCGUGUAUUAUUAUGUAUUUGAAGAGGUAGGAGAUUAGUCAAUUGUAUAACUAUGGAUUUCAAAUCUAUGUUUAUUAAACAUGUUUGUAUUUGUUCGGUAA
Molecule: messenger RNA, 1984 nt
Organism: Erigeron canadensis
Lineage: Eukaryota; Viridiplantae; Streptophyta; Magnoliopsida; Asterales; Asteraceae
Product: metal transporter Nramp3-like
Exons: 4
Coding region: 120-1628 (502 amino acids)
Biological process (GO): metal ion transport; defense response to bacterium; positive regulation of reactive oxygen species metabolic process
Cellular component (GO): vacuolar membrane
Molecular function (GO): manganese ion transmembrane transporter activity; cadmium ion transmembrane transporter activity
Source: RefSeq, a predicted model, not a curated record